AAGAUACUUAUUGUCAUCACUAAUUUCCUCACUCUGCAACAGAUGCGGGUUGUCUCAUUUCUUAUCCUCGUGAACUCCACUGCCACCACUUUCACCAUCGCAUCAGUCGUCAUCGCUGUGAAUCCCUUGCUUGUCCUUGAAAAUGGCCAUGUCAUCUUGCUCCCCUUGGUGGCAGGCGAUUGGCAGUGUAGUGGUUUCAAUGUGUUUACUCCAACCCAACAUUGGGCGCCGCGAUGCCGACGCCAAUGAUUCUUAGAAUACAAUUCUCUCGCCGCACCAAUGCAGUAUAAGUUCGCGUCUGCUACCUGAGGUUGUCGCCGCUUUCUAAGCUGGACUCACGUCGUCGGAACCCAGGCUUCUGGAUUAUACGGUAGGUCAAGUUAGUGUUCGGGAGUUUCAGGAGCUUUGGAACUUUAGUGGUGGUAAUACAUGUCAUGAGGUGGUGAGUCUGAGUUGCUUGCGACUCUGAUUGAUAUGAAGUCGGUGGUGAGCCUACUCCUCGAAACCGGCGGUAGAGCUUUUGUGUUGGACACAUACUUGCAGCGCAUAAUUAAGGGCUCAGGAAUCUUGUAAAGUGACGGUUCGGUGGCUGGUGAAUAUUAGUACAUGACCGCUGGGUGGACGUUAUCUUACUCAUGUGUCUGGCAAUCUCUCAAAGCAACUCAUUGCAACGAUUGAUUCGGACCUUCGGGUGUGUUCAAGUGUAAUUUUCAUGAAUCGGCGGCUCGACCGUCACGCGGGGUCUUGUUGAUCAUUUCCCAGCUAGAUAGGGUUAUCCUCAACUGGCUCACCAUACCGCUGAUGAUCUCCUGGAAAGCACUGAAAUUGUAAUCUCCGAAGUGUGAUUCUUUUUCUCAGCUUCAAUCCAUUACUUCCGACAAGAUGUAUAACACGCAGAUAUGUGUAGCCGGAUCUUGUUCUCACUUCGAUUUAUGCCAGAGUAGAGAAACUGCGGAAUCCAACGUCCAAGACUCAGCCCACGCCCAAACCUCCAUUUGGAAGCUAGUGCCCACGAACACCGGGCCAUCCGUGCAGCGCUAACGCUGUUCGUCUAAAAAACCUAAUACAUCUGAUUACUUUAGUUGGCGCACUCUGAUCGUGGUGAGCGAGCUUGCAAAGAUGGAGAAACUGGCUAACAAGUUUCUGGUGACUAUGGGGAUUAAGAAGCAGCUCCAGAGGAAAUACUCCUCCACCAGCAGCAACAUUCUAAGCCACGCUUAUAGCAGUGGCAUACUGCCUGCGCUUGGCAGCAGAGCUAGCAUCAGCAGCCGUAACAUUGUCCUCAACAAAUAUGUUAUCCACCCGCACAAUCACCGAUACAGAUUGUGGUGUAACUGGUUGAUUUUGCUGGUGUUCUACUCGGCGUGGGUAUCACCUUUCGAGUUCGGAUUCAUCGAGGAUCCCCGUGGAGCUCUUUUUACCGCGGACAUGAUUGUGAACGGAUUCUUUGCAAUUGAUAUCAUUUUGACCUUCUUCGUUGCCUACCUUGACUCAGAAACGUACUUGAUGGUCGACAGUUUUAGGAAAAUUGCUAAAAGAUACUUGACAAGCACAUGGUUCACUCUGGACGUAGCGUCGACUGUGCCGUUCGGGUUGCUUGCUCUGGUAUUCACAGGGAAAUAUGGAACAGGAUUCACGUACAGUCUCAUCAAUAUGCUCAGACUUUGGCGAUUGCGCCGAGUUAGUGCCAUGUUUGCAAGGUUUGAGAAGGAUGUGCGCUUCAGCUAUUUCUGGAUCCGCUGCAUCAAACUAUUUCUGGUGACGGUGUUUGUGUGUCAUUGCGCUGCUUGUUUCUACUAUCUGCUAGCAGCGCGGCACCCGUCACACAAAGAGGCGGAGACAUGGCUGGGGGCGACCUUGCCCAACUUCCCAGAGGAGUCGCUUUGGACGCGCUACGUGACCAGCAUCUACUGGUCGAUUACGACGCUCACAACUGUAGGGUAUGGCGAUCUGCACCCAGUUAACCAAGGGGAGAUGAUUUACGACAUCUUUUUCAUGUUGAUGAACUUAGCCCUAACCGCUUACAUCAUUGGAAACAUGACCAACUUAAUCACACAACUCACAGCACGCACCCGAGCCUUUCGUGAUUCUGUGCAAGCAGUGACAGACUUCGCCACCAGGAACCAGUUGCCUUUCAAGCUACACGAGCAGAUGCUUGCCCACAUGCAGCUCAAAUUCAAGACAGACAGCUUCCAGCAGCAAGGUACAAUGGCGGUGCUUCCCAAAGCCAUUCGUUCUUCCAUCGCUCAAUACUUGUUUCUCGAAACGGUGGAGAAAGUGUACCUCUUUCACGGCACUUCUUACAACUUUCUUACUCAGCUGGUUACUGAAAUGAAGGCCGAGUACUUCCCUCCGCGCGAGGAGAUCAUCCUCUUCAACGAGGCGCCCUCGGAGUUCUACAUUGUCGUUAAUGGCUCAGUCGACGUUAUAACGAUGAAGGAUGCUUCAGAGCAGAUUUUGUUCACUGCCGUCACGGGGGAUGUAAUAGGUGAGAUUGGCGUGCUGUGCUAUAUGCCUCAGCCCUUCACUGUGAGGAGUCGAAAAUUAUCGCAGCUCCUGCGGCUAGACCGCUCCGUGUUCAUGAAUGUGGUGCAGUCAUUCCAGGAGGACGGGCAAAGAAUUGUGGACAAUCUGCUCCAGCGUUUGAGGGAGUCGGACGAUCCACGAUUUGAGGAACUUUCGUCCGAUAUAGAGGCGCUCCUAGCGGAUGGAGGCGAAAUGUCGAUAAGUUUAUGCUCUGUGGCUGCAGGAGGAAAUGUAGUGGUUAUGGAACAAUUGUUGAAGGGUGGCGCGGACCCUAACAAAGCCGAUUACAGUGGUCGCACACCCUUGCUCAUAGCAUCCACAAAGGGCCACCUCGAGUGUGUGAAGCUGCUCUUGGAGCACAAGGCCGAUGCUAACCAAGCAGAUGUGGACGGGAAAGUACCGUUAGUAGAAGCGCUGAUUGCCCGGGAUCCGACAACGGUUAAGCUUUUAUGGGAGCAUGGAGCCACUUUGGAAAACGCCGACAAGGGGCAGCUCUUGGGCCAGGCCGUGCAAGACUGUAAUGUGGAUCUCAUCGAGGACUACCUUAAAUAUGGCGCCAGUAUUGACGAGGCGGACGACGAGGGCCUCACCGCUCUUCAUGUAGCUGUACUGCAUGGCCAAUUGGAUAUGAUGAAGUUUCUCCUUUCCAAGGGUGCCGACCCUAAUAAGGAGAGCAACGGCCUCCCGUCGCCACUUCAACUAGCGGAACAGAACGUUGAUGAUCCCAUAUUGACCAAGCAAAUGAUUUUAUGUAUGAAAGUCGAGAAUGCAGGAGAGCGUGUUGGAACAUUGACUGAAGGAAGCAAGGAUACUAUUCACCCUGCUACGCCUCCGAAGACAUCGCCUCAUGGGAGUGGCAGCAAUAUCUUAGCUAAUGAUGCGAUUGCAUUCCCACGUCUGAAAAAAACCCACAGUGUCGAGUUUCAGCUGUUUCCUCGGCCUGAUACUUCACCAGUUCGGCCCAAACGAUCUGCUCUUAGUCGAAACUCACAGAAACACCCAGCGAUCAAUACUUUGAUGCAGAAGCAGUCCGCUCGAGGGCGUCGUGCGGGCUCUUUGGGACACAAAGCCUUGCAACAGUUGCAUAUCAAUCCUUGGGGUCGACGACAGAGAACUAUUGGAGAUAUUGAUACGUCAAACGCGCCUCAGUCCAAUUUAACUCUGGACGCACCUUCUUUUAAGCGUGUAACGAUUCAUCCUUACAAUCCGCAUAGCAAAGGAGGCUUCUCUUCAGGAGUCGGGAAGCUCAUUACCUUGCCGAAUUCCAUUGCCGAACUUCUGGAGAUUGCAAACGCUAAAUUCCAGAACCAGCCAACCAAAGUAGUCAACAAGGACGCGGCGGAGGUGGACGACAUCGCGGUCGUCCGAGACAAUGAACACUUGUAUGUGAUCUCCGAGGAUCAAGCGCGAACUGAAAAACAAGAGUUUGAUACGAGCGAGCUUGUUGCGAGCUUGCAAUCGAUCAUUCAAGCCUUGUCCGCUUCGAAGGCGCCUUAGCAUCACACAUUAGUCAUGUUUUGGAUGUAAUGCAAAUCUUUUUCGAGCCCUGCAAGACUUUACGAAGUUGAAAAGGACAGGAGACGUUGAAUAAUGUCCGUAAUCUGUGAGGUUUCUAGAGGGCUGCUCACCCUGAAUGCAGAAACCAACCUAGUUUGGGAAGCAAAUUCUAAACAAAUGGUUCACACUGCACUUUUCACAUUCCAAGGGCCAGUGUGGUUGGAUAGACAUGUCGUAAGAAAGGAUAAUAAAAUGGUUAUCAACUCUAGUCUUCAAAGCAGGUUUGCAUUGACUCGUCAAAGUUUUAUGAUCACUGCAGCCACAAACAACGUCUACAAGUAGCUCAAUAGAAUCUUUACAGUUUGAAUGAUUGUCUCCAACACGAGCGUGCUACACAAUCGUGUCAGCCCACCGGUCAGCUUUUGCCGUAGCACUACUUGUCACAGCGAAGAACUGUGUUCGGGCACAGCUUUGAGCAAUUAACGCUCAGCCCAAUGGUUAGACUCUGAUUGUAUUCGGCAGUCAA
This is a messenger RNA of Physcomitrium patens, 4549 nucleotides long. Its product is annotated as potassium channel AKT1. Lineage: Eukaryota; Viridiplantae; Streptophyta; Bryopsida; Funariales; Funariaceae. Gene Ontology annotation, biological process: transmembrane transport; potassium ion transport. Gene Ontology annotation, molecular function: voltage-gated potassium channel activity; protein binding. The record is from RefSeq and is a predicted model, not a curated record. Gene Ontology annotation, cellular component: membrane.